Molecule: messenger RNA, 1405 nt
Organism: Bufo bufo (common toad)
Lineage: Eukaryota; Metazoa; Chordata; Amphibia; Anura; Bufonidae
Gene: RITA1
Product: RBPJ interacting and tubulin associated 1
Exons: 3
Coding region: 266-1021 (251 amino acids)
Biological process (GO): negative regulation of Notch signaling pathway; Notch signaling pathway; nuclear export
Cellular component (GO): cytoplasm; nucleus
Molecular function (GO): tubulin binding
Source: RefSeq, a predicted model, not a curated record
GGGGGGUCGCUAUGUUUCCUGUCAUAGUGUUUCUAUAAGCGCGUCUUGUUGUGUCCCCGCAGCCCCGUGCCUGCCGUAUACAUUCAGGAGGGUACUUAGCAGAGUGCCUCUCUGGAGCUGAGGCACAGGGGCAGUGGGUGGAGGGCACUCCCGGGUAAUGGCAUGGUCCUGAACGCCGGUUGUUGUAGUAUUGCCAUGGGAGCCCGGGCUGGAGAAGCCAAGGUGAGCGCCUUCCGUCACAGGACAGAAGGCCCAUCUGGAAGCCAUGGUGCACAGCGGAGUAGGUUCCAGGGCUCCUGUUCCCUCUGAUGUAGACAUGUCACUGGAUCUCUCCAUUACUGGGCAACGCUCAUCAUUGCCACCAAGAAAAAGCAGAAGUGCUUACAGAUUUAAAGCUUCUAACUCUUUUGUGGAUGAGGCCCUUUUUGGGAGCUCUGUGGGUAAAGUAGACCCCGCUCUUCACUGGACCAUAGGAACACCUGGCCAAGAAUCACAUUUACACUGCCCAGAAGAGAAGACGUAUACAGCAAGCAGUGCCACGGCUAGGACUGCUUGCUCCCCAGUAGGGACUCCACGGAAGAAAACGCAGUAUCGGGUGAAAAGCCGCUCUCCUUCUUAUUGUGAUGAGUCUCUUUUUGGACCAAAAAUAGAAGACUGUGGUUGGGAAGCGCCAUGGGUAAAAAAAGAAGAUUGCAUCCGGAUUCGUCCCCUUCUUUGGAGCCCGCCACCAGUAAUGCGGCCCCAUAGCUCUAAGUCAAACACCAACCAGAUUCCUGUUCGAGCGAUUCACCCUCCUGAUGACAGAAACACCUCUCUUGGAACACAUAAAGGAACCAGGAAUUUUUGGAAGCCCCCAGAAAGUGACUCUGAUUCUGGUGGAUGUCCUUCUGUGGGUGAUCCACCGGCUAGUGCCAAAGCUCGCUGGAGCUCACCGAGAAAGGACACUCCUCGGUCAGCAAGCUGCUCAGGAAGACUGACUGCGAGGAGAGGUUUUUUAACAGAGAGACCAGCAUGGAAAUAAUCUGUGCCUUUUAAAAGGGCUGUCCUAUUAGGGCAUAUGGAUGUCCUCUGGGCUCCUAUCUAUCAACCAGAUUGGAGAGCAUCUCUGUAUGAGCGCCUCCUGUUGUGGUGAACUCAAGUCACCCUUGUAUUACACCUCCUAGGCAGUCAUAUAAUACUAGAUAGGCCUGGCUGUGGAGUACUCCAGAAAAAUCGUCUGUUUUCAAGAGGCGCAGGGAGCGGUGAUCAGCUCAUCAUCCUCGGGGCUGUAUUUGGACUGGGACUGUCUCUGAUGAGCCAACCCCUUUAAUUCAUAAAUGCAAUUGGGUUGGAUUAUAGAGUGCUUAUUGUAUGAGGGCUGUUUUUCUAAGAGUCGGUGCUACUUAGAAGAACAAUUCAUGUUGUU